AAAAAGCCCCAAAUUUCUCCGCUCCCAAACGCAAUCGAGCCAAACCCGAACGUUAACUGAGACCAGAAGAAAAGCAAAAACAUCCACUCCCUCCUCUUCACCAGUCUCCAACGUCGCCACCCGAUUCAUCGCGUUUCGCAAAAUGGCGACGUUUGAACUGUACCGAAGGUCGACGAUCGGAAUGUGCCUCACGGAGACUUUGGAUGAGAUGGUUCAGAAUGGUACUCUCAGCCCUGAGCUUGCGAUUCAGGUUCUGGUUCAGUUCGAUAAGUCUAUGACUGAGGCUCUGGAAACUCAAGUUAAGAGCAAGGUCUCGAUCAAGGGACAUCUCCAUACAUAUAGGUUUUGUGACAAUGUUUGGACUUUCAUCUUACAAGAUGCUUUGUUCAAGAAUGAGGACAACCAGGAGAAUGUUGGACGGGUUAAAAUAGUGGCGUGUGACUCGAAGUUGCUCACACAAUGAAUUGCCAAUUUCUGCCACAUUGUCAACAAGGAGAAAUUGUUGUCAAUCAUCUGCUGGUAACUAUGGGAAUGUUGGGUCAGAUUAAUGUUACAGGAACUAGCAUCUUUAUAGUAUGUUACAUAUUUAAAUGUGAUCGAUCUUCAUGUCAUUAGGUAAUUAAUGUUACAUUAAAAUUUGACAAUAUCUCUUCAGAGAUAGAUGUACUCUUUUUUAAACUGUACUAAAUUAUAUUCUUCCAUGAACACUGGUACAUGAAUUUUUCUCCAGCGAA
This is a messenger RNA of Lotus japonicus, 734 nucleotides long. Its product is annotated as transcription initiation factor IIA subunit 2. The transcript is spliced from 4 exons. Gene Ontology annotation, molecular function: TBP-class protein binding; RNA polymerase II general transcription initiation factor activity. The coding region runs from base 143 to 463 and encodes 106 amino acids. Lineage: Eukaryota; Viridiplantae; Streptophyta; Magnoliopsida; Fabales; Fabaceae. Gene Ontology annotation, cellular component: transcription factor TFIIA complex. Gene Ontology annotation, biological process: RNA polymerase II preinitiation complex assembly; transcription initiation at RNA polymerase II promoter. The record is from RefSeq and is a predicted model, not a curated record.